AUGAAUCAGUUUAAUGGUUCUAUUCCUAGUCACAUCGGUGCGUAUCUUGAAAAUGCAAGGUUCUUAUCCUUGUCGCGGAAUAAUCUCAGCGGAGCGAUUCCAGAUUCUAUUUGCACUCCAUAUUUGCAGGUUCUUGACCUUUCAAAAAAUCCGCUGAGCAGUGUCAUUCCUCCUCAUUUAACCAGGAAUAGUUCUUCUCUUAGUGCUCUAGAUUUGGCAGAAAAUCAUCUGGAAGGUAAAUUGCCAGCAGAGUGGGGCAACAUUACAAAGAUUCAUACAUUGAAGCUCAAUGGACCCAUUCCAAGAAACCUUACAAAUUUGCUCGCAAUGGUCAAUGCAUCGCAAAGUAAUCCAGACUAUCUCGAAGAAUGCACUUCAAUUGGUGCUACAUAUACAAAUCAGAUUAAAAUUUCCUGGGAAGGUUGGGAUGUUGAAUUUGUGAAAGUUCUUUUCAUUCUUAAAUGUAUUGAUCUUUCAAACAACAACUUAUCUGGGAGCAUUCCUCCCGAAAUGGGAUCUCUUCAAGGCUUGAUAGCCCUUAACCUUUCAAGGAAUCAUCUCAGUGGCCGAAUCCCAAAAACAUUGGGACGCAUGGAUCAGCUAGAGUCUUUGGACCUCUCGCUAAACAGGCUGAAUGUUCUUAAAUCUAUCUUACCCCACGGGGGGCAGUUUCUAACGUUUGGGGAGUCGUCCUACUUGGGCAAUCCUAAGCUAAGUGGGAUUCCAUUUACCAAUGUAACCGUCUGCAACAACUCUUCUGGCUAUGGCAACUGCACAAGUAUUGAGAGAAGUGGUGAAGCAGAGAACUCAGAUGGUCAAAUGAUAGGAUGGGCAAUCGGACUUGGAUUGAGUUAUUGUUUGGGAUUCUCUAUUGUGAUUGGAAUAUCGAUCUUCAAUAAGAGGUAUAUGGAGUCUGCGCAGGAGGCCAAGCUAGGGUUUCGCGGCCCUAGCUCCCAGGCGAUGUUGAUGUGGGUUCGCGCGGGGGGGGGGAGUGUUGGGUGUCGAGGGAAGACGGAGGAGGAAGGAGUUGCUAGGGCUCGGUGGUGGCUGUGGGGGUGGUCGCCAGGAGGUGGGAGGGUUGAGCGGGGGUGGGGUUUUGCUGUUGUGGCCAAAGCUUUCCUGGGGGUUUGGGGUUUUAGGUGGGCCGAUCCUUGGUGGUAUGAGUGA
This is a messenger RNA of Cryptomeria japonica (Japanese cedar), 1167 nucleotides long. RefSeq names its product receptor like protein 21-like. Lineage: Eukaryota; Viridiplantae; Streptophyta; Pinopsida; Cupressales; Cupressaceae. Bases 1 to 1167 code for a protein of 388 amino acids. The transcript is spliced from 5 exons. The record is from RefSeq and is a predicted model, not a curated record. Gene Ontology annotation, molecular function: protein binding.